Mugil cephalus (flathead mullet) is the source of this 7046-nucleotide messenger RNA. Its product is annotated as polycystic kidney disease protein 1-like 2. The coding region runs from base 1 to 6009 and encodes 2002 amino acids. The record is from RefSeq and is a predicted model, not a curated record. Gene Ontology annotation, molecular function: calcium channel activity; carbohydrate binding; protein binding. Gene Ontology annotation, cellular component: membrane. Gene Ontology annotation, biological process: detection of mechanical stimulus. Lineage: Eukaryota; Metazoa; Chordata; Actinopteri; Mugiliformes; Mugilidae. The transcript is spliced from 36 exons.
AUGUGCUGGGCAGUCGUGCACUUGCUGAUGCUGAUGACGCUCGGCUGUCCGUCUGGCGCCGAAAAUGAGACAUCUGUUUCUUGCCCUGAACGCCAGAAGGCCUUCAAAGGCUCGUGCUUCGAGGUUGUGGGCCUCCGGCGCUCGUUUUUCGGUGCUCAAGCCUGGUGCGAGGAGAGAGGAGGACACCUCGCCUUCAUCCCUGAUGAAGACACCCAACGUUUCCUUCAGAGGCUCCUGGACUCCGGUGAGGACAUGUGGCUGGGGCUGGCGACGUCCUCCAGUGCAUAUCAGCAAGAAACUGUGUCAAGUGAAGGUCCUCUGUCCUGGCUGGAUGGAUCACCUGUCACCUACUCAAGGUGGGUGAGCAGCCCACAGCCAGACGCGGCUUGCGGACACAUGUUGAAAAACUCUGGCUUCCAGUGGGAAGCCACCAGAGACUGCAACAAACCGCUGCAUUUCGUCUGCCAGUCCGAGUUUGGGAGGUCCAUUGCGUGUGCGGAUCAUAACACCAGUCUGCGGUGCGGCCUUGGUCAAGUGAUAAUGAUAGACGGCGGCUUCUACGGUCGUAAGAACAUCCAUUACUGUCGGGCCCGACUCCCUCCGUCAUCAUCCAAACAACAACAUGAGUGCGGCUGGGUGGAUGUCGCAGAAUCAAUAACAGCUCACUGCCAGGGCCGGCAGAUCUGCCAGAUUGGCGACGUUAUGAGCUCCCUCAGAGAAACGUGUCCUGGGCUGAGGAGCUACCUGUCUGUGGACUACCACUGCAGAGAUGGACUCACGCUGUCAGUGAACGCCACGGCUGCUGUGUUGGAUGACGUCACCAUCCGAGUGAAAUGGCUCCUACAUUUCCCCCAGGAGAACUUCAGCUGCAAGCUCAGUACUGGAGAUGGCCGCGUCAUUUAUCGGCAUAGUCCAGCGGGGUUUCAGAGUGGUACAAAUGUAGCCUACAGAAUCCAAAAGGAUGGAAAGUUGUUGUCUGGUUUAUCUGUGGCCAGAGGAAAUGUGCCCCAAAACAUAACACUGAAUACAGAAACGGUGAAGCAGCUCGGGCCAGGCUGCCACCGCCUGAGACUUUACGCUUCUAACGUGGUCACAACAGCUCAAGUGUCCACAGACCUGCAGGUGUGUAUUUUGGAGAAAAUAGUCGGGCUCCAGGCCACCAUGCUGACAGAGAGGAAUGACUGUUCAGAGCCUGCAGAUGUGGCUCUUGGUGUUUCCCUUGAGCAGGGAGCGCCUGUGGUGCUCUUCUUCUUUCUGACCGGAGAGAAUAGCUCCUACUCUGAAACCAAAGAAAUGAACACAAGGAAGGACAUCUUUCACAUUGGACACCCAAUUCAAGGGCCUGUAGAAGUCACGCUCAGAGCAUGGAACGUCUUCUCAUCUCUGGAAGUGGAUGUGGAUACAUAUGCUUCCUGCAAAAAGGAUUCAGUCGUUAAACUAAAUGGUCAUUAUGACCGUUUCUUAAGACUUAACAGGAAAACGGUUCGGGACACCUCCGAAGAUGAUCUCAAAGAAACCGUAAAGAAUGCUGUAGAUGAGCAAAAGGAACUAGGUCUACUGUCAGGAGAAACUAUAGGACAACUCAUCAACUCUGUGGCCAAUAAACUGAAUGAUCCAUCUGAUAGUUCACCUAAAGAUUAUAGAGAAGAGCUCCGUGCGAUGAUGGUGCGCAUAAUGACUGAUACGAUAAAUGAAGUCCCCACGAGCACCCCAGGAGAAGUUCAAGUGGUUGCCAGAGGACUCAGCGCUAUCGUUGAGAAAGGCGCUGAGCUCAGUCUCUCUGUACAGGAGGAGUCUUCAUCGUUGUUCCAGAACCUCAGCUCAUCUCUCCUCCACAUGAACAUCAGCAACUGUGAAGAAAACAAGAACGAAAUGUACACUGCAGCGAGCAUCAUCGUGAGGGGAGUGAGUGACAUCAUGGACUAUUCUUCCACUAUGCUGAGCUUAGAAAAAAACCCAUUUUCUUGGAAUGAGAGAGGGAACAUCAGUGGCCUAACAGGCGCUCUGUCCCUCACAACAAAGGACGGGUCCAGUAUCCCUGUGGAGAACUUAAGUGAGGAUAUUGAGAUUCUGUUGCCAACGCCUGAUGGAGAGCAAGUGAACACCUCUGUUCUGGACCUGGGGAACUACAGCACGACGAUCAUAGACAUCCCUUCGCCUGACACCACCCUGGUGUUAAAGAUGUUGCCUUCAAAGGACCCUUUACCCUUCAAACUGUUCCUUGGUUAUAUGGACUAUCCCAGUGAGACGCAUUACGCAGCAAUGACAGAGAUGCCUCAGCAGGGAACUACUCAAGAGGAGAGAUACACAUGGAUACUGGACCCCAAGCAUUUAAAGGGCAACACUGGAGUGCACUAUCUUGUGGUGAGGCCCAUAGUGGGUCCAGGCAUAAAAUCCAUCAAUGCCAGUUUAUCAAUCACCCCCAUCACAGCCGCUUGCAAAUUUUGGAAUGAAUCACGUCUGGAGUGGAGCGAUUACGGAUGUAGAGUUGGGGCCAGCACCACACCGUCAGUCAUCCAGUGCCUCUGCAACCACCUCACCUUCUUCGGGACCUCUUUCUUUGUCACGCCCAACCUUGUUGACCCGUCACGCACCGCUGAGCUGUUUGCCAACUUUGCAGAGAAUCCUGUGGUCGUCUGCUUCGUGGGGGCACUCUUCGUGACUUACCUCUUGGUGGUUGUGUGGGCCAGACGGAAAGACAUCCAAGACACAGCUAAGGUGAAGGUUUCAGUGCUGGAGGACAACGACCCAAUGGAUGAGUACUGCUACCUGCUGAUUGUCAGUACCGGGCAUAGAAUAGGAGCCUCCACUUCCUCUCAGGUGGCAGUGACCCUGCUGGGAGCAGAAGGAAUCAGUGAGCCCCACCACCUGACAGAUAAAGAUAAAUGUGUGUUUGAGAGAGGUGCGGUGGACAUGUUCUUGCUAUCUACUCCCUUCUCCCUGGGAGACCUGGAAGGCAUCAGACUGUGGCACAACAACUCAGGGAGCCAUCCGGCCUGGUAUGUAGGCAACAUCAUGGUCCAAGAUUUACAGACAGAACAGAAAUGGCAUUUUCUGUGCAACUCCUGGCUGGCAAUAGACAUGAGUGAUGGCUCCAUCGACAAAGUUUUCCCAGUGUCGACAGAGAUGGAUCUGAAAAGGUUCAGUAAUUUGUUCUUCACGAAGACAAUAAAGGAUUUCAAUGACGGACACCUCUGGUACUCUGUGAUCAGCCGACCAGCCGGCAGCUCCUUCACUUGUGUACAAAGGGUCUCCUGCUGCUUCUCCCUGCUGCUCUGUACCAUGCUGACCAGCAUCAUGUUUUACGGGAUCCCAACAGACCCCUCUGAGCAAACCUUGGAUCUCGGAGCGUUUGAGUUUACCUGGCAGCAGUUCAUGAUUGGUGUCCAGAGUUCCCUCAUUAUGUUUCCAGUAAAUAUCCUCAUAGUUAGCAUCUUCAGAAACACUCGUCCUCGAGAGACAUCUUGUUGCCGGCGCAAAUUGAAACAGCCGGAUCCCCUGGAGCAGGAGAGCGUUUUGCAUACUGUGUCCUCGCAGAUCAGUACCACCAACAUGAAUGCCAAUGCCACUUUAGACAUUAUCAUUAAGGAUAUUACAAGAAUCGCUUGCACACUCUCCAAGACAGUAAAAAGCAACCUUCCAUGCUCAGAGUCUGAGUUUGGCCCUGGACAGCAAAAUGAUAUCAAAGCCAUCCUUUCUGUUUUGGAGGACUUCAUCAAGCAGAAUAAUAAAAUCAGUGACAACGCCCAGUCAAAAACACAGCCUCAGCUACCAGAACGCAGCGCUUGCGUGCAUCCAGUGUCAACAGAGGAGGGGGCGCAAAAGAACAACAACAAAACCCACUAUCUGUACCGGCAGCUGUGUCACAUCGACAGGGAGCUGAGUCUGCUCGGACCCUCCGCCUUCCCCACACCACAAAGCUACAGCCAGGCCCUGCAGCAAGUUCAAGGCAUGAAGGAGUUGCUUGAAGACAAGCUCUUUGCCUCCAACAGCGUCAACAAAAAUGAACUUACACACAAAAAGUCUGGUUCUGCAGACAACUCUGAUGGUAGUCAAAAAAAAGGGGCGUGCUGUCAUGGAGGGCUGCCCUGGUGGUUCAUUUUUGUCGGCUGGCUGCUUGUGAUCACAACCAGCGUUGUAUCAGGAUAUUUCACGAUGCUGUACGGGUUGAAAUUUGGGAAGGAGCGCUCCAUAAGCUGGCUGGUAUCCACGAUUGUCUCCUUCUUUCAGAGCCUCCUCCUCAUUCAGCCGCUGAAGGUAGUCUUUCUCGCCAUCUUCUUUGCACUUGUAAUAAAGAAAGUGGAUGUGGACGAUUUUCAAAACGUGGCGAUUGUAAGAACCAACAGAAAUCUAGGUGAAGAGUACAUACCCCUCAGCUACAUUUUUUUUCUCUUUAUAGUGCGGGACGGCGGUAUCUACGCACCACCUCCUGCUGCACACAUUGAGAAAAUGAAAAGAGAUAAGAUUUUGGAACGGAAAGCUUUUGCGCUCAUCUGGGAGAUUUUAAUCUACAUGGGAUUCAUGUGGAUGUUGCUCCUGGUUGCAUAUGGCCAGAGAGAUCCCAAUGCUUUCUUCCUGAACCAGCACAUUAGGGAUAGCUUCAGCGCAGAGAUCUCAGACAGCAUGAGCCUCAAUGACGUGUUCACUUGGGCCAACACAUCUCUACUCAGUAACCUCUUUGGAGUUUAUCCAGGAUUCAUCACGGAUGGGAACUCUAAGCUGGUGGGUAAUGCCCGUCUUCGUCAAGUGAGAGUGCAGAGGGAUUCCUGUCAGACUGCAGACGCCAUGCGUGAGUUCGUGGCAGACUGCCAUGCCGCAUAUUCAUGGGAAAUGGAGGACAUGGGCUCCUAUGAGCCUGGCUGGGACGGCACCGUGGGGGAUAAUGUCUCUAUGAACGCCUCUAGUCCCUGGAAAUACCAGACACAGGCUCAGCUCAGAGCAUACCCUAUCUGGGGCAAAAUGGUGCUGUACCGGGGAGGAGGCUUUGUAGUGGAGCUUGGCCCUGAUUUACAAAGUGCCAGCAGCACCCUUGAGUAUCUGUUCUGGAACAAAUGGCUGGAUGUGUACACAAGGGCCAUCUUUGUCGAGUUCACUGUUUACAAUGCAAAUGUGAACCUCUUCUGUAUCGUCACACUCAUGCUGGAGACCACAGCUGUAGGAGCAUUUCAGUUCCACAGUGAGCUGCACAGUAUUCGUCUUUACCACUCAACUGGAGGCCUCCUCAUCUUCGUCAUGACAGCUGAGGUUGUUUAUUUGCUCUUUAUCCUCUAUUACAUGUUCCGGCAGGGCAAAUUAAUGAAGCAGCAGCGAUGGGCGUACUUCAAGAACCAGUGGAACCUCCUGGACUUGAUUAUUAUCUUACUGAGCUGGAGCGCUGUGGCUGUCUUUACCAAGAGGACUCUGCUGGGGAACCGCGAUAUGACCUACUACCAACUGCACAGAGACCACUUUCCCAGUUUUCAUGAGACAGCCGUGGCCGACUCUACGCUCCAGUACCUCAUCGCCUUCCUGGUCCUGCUCUCCACAGUCAAACUGUGGCACCUGCUCAGACUGAACCCCAAAAUGAACAUGAUCACAGCUGCCCUGCAGCGAGGCUGGAAUGACAUCUCCAGUUAUAUCGGGAUCCUUAUGAUCAUGUUUGUGGCAUACUCCAUUGCAUGCAAUCUGAUCUAUGGCUGGAAGAUAUCAUCUUAUAAAACUUUGUCGGAUGCUCUUGUGACUAUGAUCAGUUUGCAGAUAGGCAUCUUUAACUAUGAUGAGGUCUUGAACAGCAGCCCUCUGCUUGGUGGAUUCAUCAUUGGUACAUGUGUUAUGUUCAUGACAUUCGUGGUGCUCAAUCUCUUCCUGACAGUGAUCCUGACAGCAUUCAGCCAGGAGCAAAUACACCACAAGCCCUCUGAGGAGGAGGAGAUUGUUGACGUGAUGCUGAAGAAAAUCUUCAGUCUCUUUGGGAUCAGAUAUAAAGUUAAGGAAGACGCCCCAGGGCCAGAGACUUCAGAAGUGCAAUGACAGCCGAAAUAUCCCUAACACUUCCUCAGUUGAUGUGAAUGUUUUUACCACUUCUGACGGUAAACUUCUAGGGAGAUAGAAGUUUGUUUUAUGUAAUAAUACUGCCAUGUUCGUCUGUGCAUGCUCAUUAUUCUUUGCUUGCUUCCUUCUUUGAGGUCAAAGCAUGCCGUGCUGCUUUGUGAAUAUGGUGCGAUAGAUAAUUAUCACGUACAGAAAUACACUGCUGCUUGUAAGGAUGAGUCUAAUUUUUAUAUUUAUUUAGGGAAUACCUCAAAAUACAUUGUUUUGCCCUCGAUAAUGUUACUCUGAAGGCACUACAAAAAAGUUCCACACUUCAAUACAUACAGUACGUUAAAUCACUUAAAUGAUUGGCUCCUAAUGAGGAAACAGAUAGGUGACACAGUGUAGAUGACCCACAGAUUCAGUGACAGUGUCUUUCCACUUAAGGGCUCAAAGCUUUCCAAUUCAAAUGUAACUCUUGAGAUCAACUCCUUUUAACUUUGAUCUGCUAAAAUUGGCAAAGAAAUGUUGAAGUACUAUCCCACAUACAGUAUGUCCAUUUAACAGCUUUUCCCUCAACUUUUGUUCAGUCACAUACAGUACGAGCCUCUGAAAAUAGGGUGCUGUGUAUGAAAAUGUUUGUAAUACCUACAGAUCUCCGUCAAGAUGAGAGUCUGCAUUUUAAAGUAUGUUUUGGAAAGCAGGCAAAUAAUAAAAAAGUAACAUAAUAAAUGGAUUUUUAUGUAUGCUACCCUAUCGCUGUGAUUUGAGCCUUAGCCCCAUUCAUUUCAUUAGCUGAUUGAUACAUGGUUGGUAGACCGUGUCACUUGUAAUCAUUAUCUGGUCUCGCUCAAUAAAAUGCAAACAGUGGCUCACUAUCUGUCAUUGGUGGUCGGCAGCCUGAUGUUACUGCUACUCCUAAAAACAGAAACAGUAGAAUAUAAUACAUUGAUGUGAAAUAAAGGGAGGGUUCAUCUGCAAAUUAUAAAAUUCAGAAAUUACCAAGAAAUCAUAAUCUAUGAUUCUGUGUACAUUCA